Carassius gibelio (silver crucian carp) is the source of this 6852-nucleotide messenger RNA. RefSeq names its product reticulon-3-B. Gene Ontology annotation, biological process: brain development; endoplasmic reticulum tubular network formation; neuron differentiation. Gene Ontology annotation, cellular component: neuron projection; postsynaptic density. NCBI's taxonomy places the organism in Eukaryota, Metazoa, Chordata, Actinopteri, Cypriniformes, Cyprinidae. The transcript has 9 exons. The record is from RefSeq and is a predicted model, not a curated record. The coding region runs from base 205 to 4668 and encodes 1487 amino acids.
CUCGUACCCGCCCUAUUUGUCUUCCACCGCCCCCAUCCACUGCAACAUUCAGGCAGGUUCACCUAAUGUUCUCGUGCAGGCUCGGUAACGCCGCUUCUGUGUUGGGAAAUACACGGUGAUUUGGGAGCGUUCCGAGUGUCAAUCAGCAGCCAGACCUCAAGCGACACUUCUACACUACAGACCCUGUAGAACAACACGACAAACAUGGCAGAUCCCAUGAACCAAUCUUCUCAGAUUUCGUCGUCACAAGGCCUUAACGAUGGACAUUCUGCAUCGUCCAAAGACUCGAAGUUUUCCGAUUCCUUUUUUUCUUCGCCUGUAUCUCUCAUUCAGUCUCCUCAAGACAAAAGAGUGGUACUGGGCUCUGACAAACCUUCAGAGAAUUUGGCCACAUCUCUUCGCUUUUCUUCUCAGUCAAGUUCCUUUUCAUCAGUUGCUUAUGGAAUUGACUCUUCACCUGGUGACAACAUAGAUCAUACCAUCAAAGAGAAACGGGAGCUUUUUGAGUCAUCUUUUGGCUUUCAAAAGCAGGACUCCCCUAUAAAGACAUCCCCAGUGUCUGAGAGAAUCAAAGCACUAGAAGCUUUAGCUGCAAAGCAGAAUGAUUUUGAUAGAAAUGAUGGGGGGUUUCCACAUUUUAAAGAGCGUCACUACGAGAAGUCCCCUACUGAAACACAUGGAAUUUCCUCCCGCUUGUCCUUCCAGAAAAGGACAAUAUCAAAUGAGCAGGAAUCUUCAGAAUUACCCUUUCAGAAAAGGAAAAUGUCAAGUGAGCGGGAAUCUUCAGAAUCACCCUUUCAGAAAAGGACCAUGGCAAAUAAGCAGGAAUCUCCAGAAUCACCCUUUGAGAAAAAGACCAUGUCAAAUGAGCAGAAAUCUCCAGAAUCACCCUUUGAGAAAACGACCAUGUCAAAUGAGCAGAAAUCUCCAGGAUCACCCUUUGAGAAAACGACCAUGUCAAAUGAGCAGAAAUCUCCAGGAUCACCCUUUGAGAAAAAGACCAUGUCAAAUGAGCAGAAAUCUCCAGGAUCACCCUUUGAGAAAACGACCAUGUCAAAUGAGCAGAAAUCUCCAGGAUCACCCUUUGAGAAAACGACCAUGUCAAAUGAGCAGAAAUCUCCAGGAUCACCCUUUGAGAAAACGACCAUGUCAAAUGAGCAGAAAUCUCCAGGAUCACCCUUUGAGAAAACGACCAUGUCAAAUGAGCAGAAAUCUCCAGAAUCACCCUUUGAGAAAAAGACCAUGUCAAAUGAGCAGAAAUCUCCAGAAUCACCCUUUGAGAAAAAGACCAUUUCAAAUGAGCAGAAAUCUCCAGAAUCACCCUUUGAGAAAAAGACCAUGUCAAAUGAGCAGAAAUCUCCAGAAUCACCCUUUGAGAAUACGACCAUGUCAAAUGAGCAGAAAUCUCCAGAAUCACCCUUUGAGAAUACGACCAUGUCAAAUGAGAAGGAAUCUCCAGAAUCACCCUUUGAGAAUACGACCAUGUCAAAUGAGAAGGAAUCUCCAGAAUCACCCUUUCAAAAAAGGACCAUGUCAAAUGAGAAGGAAUCUCCAGAAUCACCCUUUGAAGUGCUUGGAGAGGAAAAGCAUGGAAGUGACUUUGAGGACACCGCUGACUGGAUGAGAGCUCACUUACCGCCAGCACCAAAUUUCAACAUUAAAGAUCCUGAUCUUGAUGAGGGAAAUUAUUUUCCUUUGCUGCAAGAGAGCCCAUCCAAAGUGAUGAUACCAAACCGUGUUGAUACAACAGAAGUUCCAGAAACUUUUGCAGGAGUUCCUGAUCAGUUUAUGGACAGUCCUAUCAAAGAGGCAGAUGACAUCAAUCAGUCGAAGGAUGAUGACAACAAGCAGUCAAAACAAGAGAGUGUUGAGGACGAUUCUGAAUUUGACCAGAACUUUUUACCAACAGCCUAUAUGUGGGACAAAAAAGAGAAAGCCGAUAUGGGCACUCAAGGCUAUCAGAUAUUCCCUGACAGUCAAGAGCUUCCUUCCUCUCCUGCUGCUCCUGCAGAUUUUGAGUCACCAUCACCCCCAGUAUCCCAACAGAUAGAGCCUAGUUCUGCAGAACAUUCCAAUAUUUCGAAGGGAAACUUGGAGCCUGCUGAAAUCCAGGAGAUAGACAGUUCUGGGGAGUCAGAUGAUACAGUGAUUGAAGAAACCAUGAGCAUCCCAACAGUGGGAAAUAAUGGCCUUGACACCGAAACCCACAAGGAAGAGGAGACCAUUCCAAACAAUGAAAAACAGCCAAUACAGGUACCUAUUAUUAACGUUAUUGAAACCGAGGAGCAAGUUUUAAGUGAUGAUGAAGAACCAUUUGAGGUGGAAGGAGAGGUGGAGGAGGAGAAUGAAGAGUGUCAGAUAUUGCAAGGUGAAGGCAAAAGGUCAUCCGACCUACAUGACUCAGAGGUUCAAGAAAAAGUAUCUGUGGAAACUCUACACGGUGAGCAUAAACCUGACCAUGGCAUUUCCUCUCAGACAAAUCAAACCAGCUCUGAUUCAGAGCAAUCUCCUGAGCACAAGGUGAUUGAAGAUGAUUAUGAAAGUGGCAUUUUUCUCCAGUCCUCUCCAGACUCUGGAGGCUUAAAUUUAGAGGACUCUCAAGAGCUUAUAUCUCAGAAUUUGGUGUCCUUUGAACCCCUUAAAGAGUCAUCCCUGGAAAAAGACAAGACAGCAGAAAUACUUUCUGACCUUCCCCCUGACAUCAGUUCCCCCUCAAAUGAGCCCAGUGAUGUAGAGACUUACCUGGAUCAUUAUGCCAGUGAAGAGCUUGCUUUAAAAGACCAGCUGAAUUCGUCUUAUUUUAAGGAGAGCAAAGGUGAGAAAAUAGAACUUCCAAAGACAAGCUGCCUUCCAGAUAAUAAAAAUGUUCAAGAAUCCUUUGGACAUAUUACUGAUGAUUUCAACAAGACACUCAACAAAUGCAGGCUAGACUAUGAAUCUGUGCCUGAACUUUCCAUAUCUGACCUUUCAUCUGAUAUUCCUGAUGAUAUUGAGAUUACUCUCCCUCAAAACAAAAUGCCGAGUGUUGAAUCAGAACAAAUUACUGAUGAUUUCAACGAGACACUCAACAAAUGCAGGCUAGACUAUGAAUCUGUGCCUGAACUUUCCAUAUCUGACCUUUCAUCUGAUAUUCCUGAUGAUAUUGAAAUUACUCUCCCUCAAAACAAAAUACAGAGUGUUGACUCAGAACAAAUUACUGAUGAUUUCAACGAGACACGCAACGAAUGCAGGCUAGACUAUGAAUCUGUGCCUGAGCCUUCUCUAUCUGUCCUUUCAUCCGAUAUUCCUGCCGAUAUUAAGAUUACUCUCCCUCAGAACAAAAUGCCAAGUAUUGAUUCAGAAGAUCAAAAGUCAGCAGUAGAAAUCAAGGAUUCAACCUUGCAGGAACAGGAGGAAUUGCCAGUCCAGUCAAUUGAUCAACAACCACCAGUUCAAGAGAACCCACCUACACCAUUUCACUCUUUUUACAAUGAGCAGUCUAGCAAAAUUAUUGACGAUAUUCCUGGCCCUAUGGCAAAUGAGGUAACUGAGGGAUCAGUGAUAACUAAGUCUGAACCACGAGUGGUGACCACAGAAGAUCUUUUAGAUAGACCGGAUUCGCCAGAGACCCUGAGUGAUUCAGAGACGAUUGAAGCAGAAUGUUCAGUAACAGCUGCGACUGAUAGUUUCGUGGAGUUCAUGAGGGAGUGUCUUAAGUCACGGCAGGACGAGGAACCUGAAGUUCUCAGUCCUGGACGAAAAACUAUAGACCAGAAUCCCAAAUCUGAUGCUUCUGCUUCCACUCAAUCCUCCCCAGCAAUGAUUAUGGACUUCGAGCAAGAGCGCCUCACAAUUUCUGCUUUGAAAGAGCUCGGGAGCAGCCAAGAGGAGGAAGACGAGAAUAUUUCCACUAUGAAGACUGUCCUAAAGCCUGAUAAAGCUCCAAAUCCUACACCAAGUGCUGAGGUCUCCGUCACCUCAUCUUCUCACACUCCUCAAAACGAGUAUCAGCCUGAUGCCUUACUUCCCAAAGAGGUAGAGGCAAUCGACAUUUGGGUAGCAGAGGCCUACCACCUUGCAGAGCAUGUCUUGACAGCAAUACUAACCCACCUUACAGUGACUGACCUGGUGCACUGGCGGGACCCUAAGAAGUCAGGUGUGGUGUUUGGAGUGUCGCUGCUGCUGCUGCUUUCUCUGGCAGCGUUUAGCGUGAUCAGCGUGGUCUCCUACCUGCUACUGGCCCUUCUCUGUGUCACCAUCUCUUUCCGCAUCUACAAGUCUGUCAUCCAGGCUGUGCAGAAGUCCAAUGAAGGACACCCCUUCAAGGCUCUGAUGGAGAAAGAUGUCACCGUGCCCCCCGAGACCUUCCGCAAGCACGUGGACGUCUGUCUCACCCACGUCAACCGUGCACUCAAGCAGAUGAGCCGCCUCUUUCUGGUCGAGGAUCUGGUGGAUUCCCUCAAGCUGGCAGUGGUUAUGUGGCUGAUGACAUAUGUUGGAGCGGUCUUCAAUGGCAUCACUAUACUCAUCCUCGCCGACAUCCUGCUCUUCAGUGUACCGCCCAUCUAUGAGAAAAACAAGACCCAGAUUGACCAUUACAUUGACAUUGCACGCACUCAAGUCAACAAUACAAUUGCCAAGCUACAAGAGAAACUCCCGGGAUCGCUGAAGCGCUGUAAAGCAGAAUGAUCCUCCUCUCCGAUCCCUCGUUACCAUGUUUACCAUCCUUCUAUCUUUAGCUGCCUCCCCUUACCCUAAGCCCCGCCCCCAUUCCUAUUUUUCCCUGUUUAACCCCACACCUUAAAACAACCAUCUGCACUGAACCAGCUAGUAUGUAAAAUCUAAAAAGCUUCUUGAUAUUCAAUGUUAACUCUGCAGCUUAUUAAUGAGCAUUAAGAAAAGAAGCUUGGGGCACCAGAAGCUGGUGUUUUUCAACACAAAAAGUGAUGUAAUGCUACUGGAUGCCCAUUGUGAUGGCCAGUGCACGGAAGGAUUUGUGAACUAGACUGAACUUCUUAUGACCUGGUUUUGAGCGUUGGGAUGGGUGGUGCUGUAGUAAUGAAUUAAGACAGGUGUUUGACUCAAAAGCGAAUGUCUGUACUUUAAAAAAAUGAACAUUUCACUAAAAAAUGCUGACAAAAAAAAAAAAACAUACUUUACCCCCUUUUCUUUCUUUGAAAAAUGUGUUUGUAUUCAUCUGAAAUGCACUGAACAUUAUUAGAUUGCAUGUUUUGAUCAGUCAGGAUGGAUCGGGACGCUAGCAGCAGUGAUGAUUCGGUCUAGUUCACUAUCCUCCCUGUUAUUGGUGCAGUUUUUUAAUUUUGUGUAUGUGUAUAUAUAGUUUGAUUACGACGGGCUCUUUGCUGUGAAGUAGUUAGUGUUGCUUUUUAUAUUUAAAAAUCAAAUAUACAGCUCUUGUAUGUCUCUUUCGCACCUCUUGCACUUAGUCAUCUGAGUUGAGUUCACAUGUAAGUGUUAUUGUUAUUACUCUUCAAAUAAUAGUUAUUAUAUUAUAUCUUGAUUAGGAUGGCUGCUUUAAAUCCCCUUUCUGACAUUGGCUGUGCAACAAAUAUUAAUAACCUUAAGAUUGAGUUAUGUAUAGGAUCGUCAGAGCACCAGAAUAUAGGAGAGAAAGGCAAUAAUUUUCUGCUUUAUGUGAAGUUGGCCCCACAAGUCAUCGAUUUUCAUUGAAACAGGGCCAGUGCCCAUCAUUCAUGUCAUUUAGAAAGCUAAAACUGUUUUUUUCUCAGCAUUUCGGGGCAUCGUUUACCACCUUGGGCACUGAAGAAGUUUAAAUAUUUAAUAAGGCUACAAAGAACUAUUAUUUUAGCUGGAUAAUUAUACUUACUAAUAUGUGGUAACACUGUUUUUCCUUAAGUCGAAACUCCACUGCAAGCACUGUUGGCUAUUAGGAGACAACUACAAGGCUGAGUUUAAUUCUGAAAGGGAAGGGUAACAUAAUGAAAAUAGUAAAAAUGGUUUCAGGUGGGCUGAAAUAUUUAAAAGCAAUGCCAGUCCACACAAAAACUACUCCAAUGCAUAUAUGCACACAGUCACAACACGAUAAAUGUCUCGUCUACCAUAUAUCAAUAGUCACAUUCACAUAGUUGUCUUUGUCACUACGUAGUCUGUCAUAUCCUGAUGGUUUUGUGUCCUUCGCUUAACAUUCCAGCUGAUGCAGUUGGAAGCAUGUUAACAUUGGAAAUUUGUUUAGAAGAGCAUCGAAAAUGAUUAAUACUAACAAGUUCCAUCACAUUUUAAAAGUCUGUUUUGUGAUUUUUAUGGCCCCUUUCUUAUAUACUUUGAUUUGCUAUUGAUUCCAUGAAUUUCUUCUUCUCUCUCUCACACCUUUUUGUGUUGUAUGCAUGUUUACACACAACCAGAUUCAGACGAAUGUGUCUUGUCAUUGUGCUGCUUAACUAGCAUGUUCUACAGGUGAGAUCACAUGUGCGGUGUUGCUUUCGAAGAACAGGUCAAGCUCGGACAGUUUGUAUUGCCACAUUGUUUUCAGUUUAAGGGUAAAUUAUGACUAUAUAACUUCUUUUUUAAUAGAUGCAGGCCUCUCUGUUUAGGUUAUUAUCUGCUUUCUUCUCUUCUGAGGUUCAGUUUAAUAUUUGGGUAUUUUUAUAACUUAUUCCUGUAGUACUUUAGCAUGUUUGCGGUUUCUUCUUUCCUGUGUUUCUCUCUGAGAAGGGUUGACGGAGGUCACAUUCUUUUUUCUUUUGACUCUUGAAGACUAGAUGUGGUGACUAACAUCUAAAUUCAGUCUGUUAGUUUUGAAUUAAGUUAAUAUGUGGGGAGGGAGAUGCAAACAGGAAAACUUGUGCUCCCUGUAAUGAUGUCAAAGUGAACUUAAUAAAAAUGACAAAAGCA